Molecule: messenger RNA, 4499 nt
Organism: Tyto alba (common barn owl)
Lineage: Eukaryota; Metazoa; Chordata; Aves; Strigiformes; Tytonidae
Gene: CERK
Product: ceramide kinase
Exons: 13
Coding region: 130-1743 (537 amino acids)
Molecular function (GO): kinase activity
Source: RefSeq, a predicted model, not a curated record
GCCCGGCGGCCAGGCCGGGUAGCGGCGGGCCGGGGGCGCCGUUAGGUGCCGGGCUCGCCCCGCGGCGGCCGCCCGCUCGGCUGGGCCGUGCGGCAGCGGGCUGCGGCGGGCCCGGGCUCUGCGGCGGCCAUGGAGCGGCUCCCGGGCGGCCGGCGGCCUCGGCUGGUCUCGUCUCUGGGGCUGGGGCAGCGCGGCUGCGAGGUCACCUUAGACGAGGAGCGGGGGCGGCUGGCCUGGCGGCGCGGCGGCGAAAACUGUUUUGUACCAACCUCUGAGAUCAUUGCUGUAGAAGAAACUGAACCUAACAAGAAACACCAUAAUAUUGGCAAAUGGCAAAAAAUGGCAAAGCCACAUGCUUUCACAGUGUAUUACGUGAAGAAAGCCCGAAAUCACCGCUGGCGGUGCAGUGAUGUGACGUUUUGGUGUGUUGAUGAGCACUUGUGUAAUCAGUGGAUACAGGCACUGAAAGAAUUACUUGAAAUGCAGCAGUCUAGACCAAAGCAGUUGCUUGUGUAUAUUAAUCCGUAUGGAGGAAAACGGCAAGGGAAGAGUAUUUAUGAACAGAAAGUUGCUCCACUCUUCAGUCUGGCUUCUAUCUCCACUGAUGUUGUUAUAACUGAACAUGCUAACCAUGCAAAGGACAAUUUAUUUGAAGUUAAUAUUAAUAAAUAUGAUGGUGUUGUUUGUGUUGGUGGGGACGGCAUGUUCAGUGAAGUGAUGCAUGGUCUCAUUGGAAGAAUGCAGAAGGACUCUGGCAUAGACCAAAAUAAUCCCAAAGCAUCGUUAGUCCAGUGCAAUAUAAGGAUUGGCAUAAUUCCUGCUGGAUCAACAGAUUGCAUAUGCUAUUCAACUGUUGGCAUUUCCGAUCCAGUAACAUCAGCUCUUCAUAUUAUUGUAGGUGACUGUCAGCCUCUGGAUGUCUCUUCUGUACAUCAUAACAACACAUUUUUGAAGUACUCUGUAUCAUUGCUGGGUUAUGGUUUUUAUGGAGAUAUAUUAAAAGAUAGUGAAAAGAAGCGGUGGAUGGGUCCGAUGAGAUAUGACUACUCAGGCUUCAAGACUUUUCUUUCUCAUCAUUACUAUGAAGGAACAAUUUCUUUUCAACCAGCAAAACACACACUGGGAUCUCCACGAGAUAAAGAUAGCUGUAGAACAGGAUGUUACAUUUGCAAGAAAAGUGAGCAACAGCUGAUGGAACAGCACAAGGAAUGUGGAUUGAAACAUGAAGAACAUGAAGAAGAAUGGAAGGUUAUUAAAGGGAAAUUUCUAGCCAUCAAUGCAGUAAAUAUGAGCUGUGCCUGUCCACGAAGUCCAAAAGGUCUUUCACCAGCAGCUCAUUUGGCAGAUGGUUCAGCUGACCUCAUUCUAGUUCGUAAAUGCUCCAGAUUUGAUUUUCUGCGGUACCUUGUCAGACAUACAAACCAAGAUGAUCAGUUUGACUUCUCAUUUGUAGAUGUUUAUCGGGUGAAGAGUUUUCAGUUUACAUCAAAGCUUUCAGAAGACAACGAAAGCAAUGUCACAGACAUAGGAAAGAAACGUUUUGGCCAGUUCUGCAGAGAUCAUCCAGCAUGUUGUUGUAAUAUUGCUAAUAGCACCUGGAAUUGUGAUGGAGAAACUCUGGACAGUUCAGCAAUUCAAGUGAGGGUUCACUGCCAGUUAAUGAAACUAUUUGCAAGGGGAAUUGAGGAAAACUGCAAAGAUGAAGCUGCCUACAGCCAGAGUAGCGUUGAACAAUUACUAUAGACAUUGUUCCUUCCGUGGGGAGAAGAAAAAAUAAAAGCUCAAGAAAAUUGAGUAAAUAUGCAUUUUAGUCAAAUUGACAAGUAUUUCAAAAUUUUAGAUUUUUUUUUUCUUUAUGGCGUCAGUAUAAUUUUAGAUAUCUUACUGCAUUGUGUCAUUUUUUAAAAAACAUUGUAAUCAUUAAAAUAUAUCUUGGAGCAAUGUAAUCUAUGUUAGAAAAGAGAGAAUUGGCAUAUGUAUAUGUAUUCACAGUGACUGAUAAAUUCUUGGUGCUUUUCUAGAGAGCUAAUUUAGCAGUUGUGUUGCAAUAAUAUCUAAAUGUUAUAAAACAUUGGACUGUCCGUUGUCAUCAAACCAAGAUAUCAAGACAAGAUAUUUUCAGUGUCUGAGAAGGCAUUUUAUGCUGGGAGUGUUGCGUAGUUGCAUGUGGCUUAAAUUCUGGACAACAGUGUUGUCAUGCGCAUCUGUUUUUUUAGUAAAAUCUUUCAGUUUGUAAUUCUGACUAUAUCUUGCAACUUAUCAAUGCAAUUCAAGCACACAUUCCUGGCUUUAAGUAAUAACAAUAAGAGUUUAGAAAUACUUUGAAAAAUUAAAGCACAUCUGUAUACAGAUCAUACCUUAUCCUAUAUAUUCUAUUUAUAAAGGCUUCCUUGCAUGAUGCUUUUUGGGAUUAUAAAGGGUUUUAUGACUGUUUGGAUGAUACCAAAUACUACACACUGCAAAUGAAAUGUCUUGCAAGCAACUCACAGGGAUACUUACAUAAUACCCAGGAAGGAGCAGGCAAAGGAAAAUAUAAAUAUCUUCUGAAACACCAGCAAAUGUUAAUUUUUUUUUUAAAUAUCUAAAAUUAAUGUAUUAAAAGCUUCUCUCUUUGGUACACAAUUCUUUGAAGAUUCUACUACAUGUGUUAGAAUGUCUUUGCAAAAUAAGAUCUUGGAACGUUAAGUUUAAAAAUAUGAUUUGAUGAUUGAAAGUUUUUAAAAUCUUUAAGUAUGAAAAAAUACUUUGUUUUUUGAAGUCAAGGGAAGAAACUGGCAUCUGAUAAAUCUUGAAUUCACUGUGCUGAUUUGUUUUUAUAACAAAAAAAUAUUUGACUAUCAUAUAUAGCUAUGGAGUGAUUAUUUAAGUUGUGUAUGGAUUUGUGUAUUGUGUCGCAUACAUGUUCUGUGUGUAGAUUUGGGGCUAAAUUUUGCUCCUCUUGUACAGAUUUAUUCCUGUUUGAGGAUCAGAAGUUAGCCCCUGCUCUCUUCUAUCUUUUAUUAAGUGUAUAGUUCUUUUUAAAACUUACCGCAUCUGAGGGUUUUUUUGCAUCUGAACAGCUAACGAUUCUCUAUUCAUGUAUAUUUAUUGGCACUUCUGUUAUUCAGCUUGUAUUAAUUUCAUGUCUCAUGUAUUUGUUCUGUGUAAGCCAUGGUGAUUGGUCAUUUUAUUACUGAAGCACUUGAAAAUUGUUAUAAGUGGCAGAUUUUUUUUUUUCUGUUGAAGUUAUUUACAUUCCAGUUUUGUGUAAUAUUAAAAUGGUGGGCUAUAUCUUUGCUACAAAGUGUUAUUCAUACUGCUCUAAAUGACAAAAAAUCACUUGCAAAUGAUAUUUGCUUAAAGUACAGUCAUACAAAGUUUAAGAUCCGGGUUAUUUUAUAUAGUAUUUCAGGAAAAUACUUGAAUACUUUUCCAAAAGUACUGCUGUUUACUUUCCUUAUUAAUGCAAUGAGUUGAAAUGUUGAUUGAUCCAAUGUAUUUCAGACAUUUGUAACACAAGUGUUAUGUAUACUGUAUUUUUAAAGCCAUGUUUAAUAAGUGAAAUAGUACUUUUGAACUAAGAAUCCCAUUGAAAAUGAUACUGUGCAAUUCAUAGAACAAUAAGAUGGUUUGGGUUGGAAGAGACCAUAAAGAUCAUCUAGUUCCAACCCCCCUGCCAUCGACAGGGACACCUUCUGCUAGAUUACUAGUUAUGCAGAUGCAAAUAUUUUUUGAAAGUGUCCUUUUUUAAAAAAGUUCUAUGGUUAUUGUGGUCUAUCCAUAAAUACUGGGAGAGAACCCAGACUUUAAGUUACUGUAAUUCUUGUGCACGAUAUGAUGAUGCACACUCAGCUUACCAACAGAUGAGGAGGGCAUUUUUGAGGCAUUACAGCUAUCCAGAACAUAUUCUCAUAAAUGAGAACAGGAGUAAAUACUAACCAACUCUUUCUGUUAGUUCACUAGCAAGUCGUGACACCCUUAUUUGAAAAAUGGAGGCUUAAUCUCAUUGUGAAUAUAUAUCGAAAUGCUUUGAAUAUUUUUAAUAUCUGAAAGUGAGUGCUUGGUGUUUCCAAAGAGCCACAUUGAAGGUCGCCUUUCUGAGAAACAAGCUACCAGAAAGAAGGAGAAAAGAUUGUAGUAUGGUAAUGAAGUGUGAAGUAAAUAAUAAAGAUGUCGCAACGUAAUAAAAUGAAAAGGUCUUAGGUAAUAGAAAAACUGCAUAGUUACAUUUGAAUAAUUCUAUUUGUAGCAUAUUGUAGUAGCAAAGCACCAUAUGUGACUUGUAUGACAUGUUCAGUUUAUGUUUAAGAAGAGAGCUGUGUAAGUAAUGUCUGCUUACAUUUUAAUUCUAGGGGUUUUUUUUCUGUGAAUGUAGUCUCAGUAUGGAAAUUAUGUAUAAGAAAACCAAGUUCAAUUAUUUUAAUUUUUUUCCCCCCAAUCUUGCUGGCUUCAAGAUUAGAAAAUGUGUUCUAUGACGCUAGGGCAUUUCACUGAAAAAAUAAAAUUACGUCAUACAGCAA